UCAAGGAAGGUCCAAAAUGUCUGAACUCUUUAUGGAAUGUGAGGAGGAGGAACUGGAGCCAUGGCAGAAACAAGUCGUGCAAGUCAACUUGGUAGAUGACGAUGACGACGACGAGCCCAUCUUUGUUGGAGAACUCAUUAGUAACCAAAGUACAGAGAAGGCUAUCCCUCCACCUGUUCAGAGAACUGAGGAAGAACAACCCAGAAUAGCGUCUCUCACUGCGACACCUACCAGGCCGUCGACGCAGAUCGUGCUCUCAUCCAACGUACCUGGGAAGGGAGUGAAGAGUGUCGCUCCCAGUAUAACGACGAUAAUGCCGCAGCCUGUGAUUGUUAAUAACCAGGGCUUCAUUGUGUCACCGCCACAACUACCAAAUGCAGAGUUGAUUGCCUCUCUCGGCAAACAGUAUCCUCCAGGAACAUCAUUCACAAUACUUCCAGCAGGUCUGCAGCGUAUGACUCCAGCCAAGAUCAUACCUGGUGUUGUCCAUAGGCCCCAGGUGCAGCAGAUCAACAACAACAUAGUGACCCUGUCCAAUGUUCAGAGCCCUGUCGCAUAUUCAAUGUCAUCUAACCAGCUGCAAACUAACCGGCCCAACUCACAGCCCAUCCAGAUCAUCUCUCUACCUGUUAAGGCCCAUGGAAACAGCAUUGAUCAAAACGGUGCAAAGCGAGGAUUACCACCACUAAAUGACAUCUCAGUAAAAAAAGCCAAGUUGGAUAUGGUGCCCGUCGAGCCGAGUAAAGUGACUGAUCCUGUGGAAAAUGGGACCUUCAGGAAAAAGUGUCCUAAGUGCAGCACAGAGUUCCUUCAUCAGGAAACCAUGAAAUGUCAUAUGAUGAGCUGCUGUCCCAACCUAAUGGAGAGUGUGUUUCCAGCAAACACGAAUUCCCCAGCCACAGCCAAGCGGAUCAUGCUUGUCUCGGACUUCUACUAUGGUCGAUUUGAAGGAGAAUGGCAAAAGCGAAGGGUGCCAAAGACCAAUACUACCUUCAAAUGCCAGAGCUGUUUAAAAGUCCUGAAGAAUAAUAUCAGGUUCAUGAACCACAUGAAGCACCACCUGGAGCUGGAAAAGCAGAAUAGUGAGAGCUGGGAAAGCCACACAACCUGCCAACACUGCUACCGGCAGUACACGACUCCAUUCCAGCUGCAGUGCCACAUCGAGAGCGCCCACAGUCCUUUCGAAUCAUCAACUAUCUGUAAGAUAUGUGAAUUGGCAUUUGAGUCAGAACAAGUUCUUCUGGAGCACAUGAAAGACAACCACAAGCCUGGAGAAAUGCCCUACAUCUGUCGGGUGUGCAAUUACAGGUCAUCUUUCUUCUGUGACGUAGAGACACAUUUUCGAAGUGCGCAUGAAAACACAAAAGAUCUACUGUGUCCCUUCUGCCUUAAAGUCCUCAGAAGUAGUCAUUCCUACCUUCAACACUACAUGAGACAUCAGAAAAAAGGAAUCCAUCGCUGUGGAAAAUGCAGACUAAACUUCCUCACCUACAAGGAGAGAGUUGAUCAUAAGACUCACUACCAUAAGACCUUCAAGAAGCCGAAAGCCCUGGAGGGCCUUCCCCCAGGAACAAAGGUGACAAUCCGAGCCUCCUUCACUGGAAAAUCACCGACCACUCCAGAUCACCUCGAUUUAAAUACCAGUCCAGAGGUUCCAACGUACCAUCAGCAGAACAGAGCUCACAGCAAUGUGUCCAAGACUAAGCUGAUCCUGCCAGCUGUGAUGAAAGCCACAUCUGAUCGGGCCAAGAAGCAAGAGCGCCGCAUAUCGAAGCAUAACCUGUCUCUAAGGAACCUCAGAACCAGUGGAGGACAUUACACGUGCAUUGAGUGUGACACGAAGAUCCACGACUUCUUUGACCAUUAUCCCAUCUUUGUAAACUGCGGAGCGUGUAAAUACCGGACCAGUUGUAAAAUCUCCAUUGGGAAUCACAUGAUACGGUUUCACAGUGCCAUUACAAAAGACCGGUUUAUGAAAAUGAAAAAUCGGAAAGGUCCCGGAGCUUGGAAGUUUGGUCUGUCCUGUCUCAACUGUAAUCUCUUCAUGGACGGAUCCAGAAGCGACCUCAUGACCAAACAUUUAGCUGAGCAUCCAAAUCAUACGUGCAAAGUCAUUCACGAGAAAGACACCAAGGCUCCGAGUCAGAGGCAUCUUGCAUUGGGGGAACCGUCAAAGGUCUUGCUCAUCUUUCGGUCAGCGCCCGCCGAAGGACUAAAGAACAUUGCCGUGAAACAAGUGGAAAAGGUGGACUCGGGAAGUGUUCUUCUCGUCGUUAACGAGGCCGCCGUCCACCAACCGAAAGGGGCGGCAGAGCAAAAGGUCCUGUCUCUGGCCAAAGGAGCGACGGAGACGACCGCCGUCGAAGGUCAACAGACAGUCAGUCAGUCGUCACCGCCGAGUUUGCCGUCCUCCGCAUCAGGGACAUCUGACAAAGGUUUGGUUCUGUCAGGAGCGUCGUCGAACAGCGAGGUCAGAGAGCCGGUCACUCCCCCGGUCACGUCCCCCAGCUCGUUGACUGUCCUGAAACAUGACAUGGCGUUCGCGCCAAUUGAGGCGGCGUCCUUGUCCAGUCAGAGCAAACCGGACGACCCACUCGCCAUAUUGUAAGAUGAACAAGGAAUGUCUACACAUGUACAGAUGACUCCUCCAUUAAGCAUCCUUUUUAACGUGGUAAUAGUUUUAUUUACCCCCCGCCUUAGGCUUUGCUCCACCUGCGCUUUUUCUACGAACACGAGUUUCCUGCUGUAAAGAGGACAUUGGUUUAGUGAGCAGCUGGACUGAAAACGCAGCCUGUCUGUUGUGUAAAUGCGGUGCCUGUGGAAGGUUUACCUGCCCUGUGAAGACGUGCACCUCAUCUGCCUUGCAGUCUGAAAUAUGCCCCCCCCCAACUCCCAACGUGCUGGUGUAUGAACCACAAGGAAGUGAUUGUUAAACAAGGUUUGUGUAGUAACUGGGUUGUAUAAAUGUACCGGGUCCCUGUACAGUAGUUGUAAAUUAGCAGAGGUGUGCCCUUACUCCCUCUAAUCCCUCCACCUGAGUACCGGCUCUUUCUUUUUUCUUUUUGCAUGUUUUGACCUGUUUACUACAACUGGCCUAUAUUUUACAUCACUCCUGACCCUUGUUGGCAUUUUCCGCCUUUAUUGGAUGGGAUAGUAGAGAGAGACAGGAAAGGCGGGGGGGGCGGGAUCACAUGCAGUGAAGGGCCCGGGCCAGAUUCGAACCCGGGCAGCUGCAGUAAGGGCUGAGUCACCAGGGCUCCCCCAAUCCUGACCCUUCUCCAAAGCACACUAGCUUUUUUGUCACCUUUGAAGGAUUUUUUUUCCCCAGCAUUCCCUGGAGCCACUGGUUUCAACACAUUUCAGUAUGCAGUGAAAAUCAACCUGCAGAGACUUGAACCUGCGUGAUACAGAUAAUCCAUCACAGUGAACGUUUAGUCAGCGUUAUUUUGUCAGUUACACCGUCGUUGCAUGACGGGGCAAUUGAAAGUGUGGAUAUUGUAAAGUCCUCUUGCGUGGCGCCUUCCACGACAGAGUUGAAUCAGCUGCUAAACAGGAAACUUUAUUCUAAGAAGCUCCUGAAGUCCCUUUAUCCUUUUUUAAAUUUGUCCGUAUCAGAUUUCUGUUUAUCUUCUGCACUCGAGUUUAUGACAGCAUGGCUCAUGAAGCGCACCAGAAUGCACCACCCGGAGGACUUAAAAACAAUCCAUGUGGGUGUCCGGGUAGCAUCGCGGCCUAUUCCGUUGCUACCAACACGAGGAUCGCUGGUUCGAAUCCCUGAGUUAUCUCCGGCUUGGUCAGACGUCCCUACAGACACAACUGGCCAUGUCUGCGGGUGGGAAGCCAGAUGUGGGUAUGUGUCCUGGUCGCUGCACCAGUGCCACCUCUGGUCGGUCGGGGUGCCUGUUCAGGGGGGAGGUAGAACUGGGGGGAAUAGUGUGAUCCUCCCACGUACUACGUCCCCCCUGGUGAAACUCCUCACUGUCAGGUGAAAAGAAGCAGCUGGUGACUCCACAUGUAUGGGAGGAGGCAUGUGGUAGUCUGCAGCCCUCCCCGGAUCGGCAGAGGGGGUGGAGCAGAGACCGGGAAAGCUCAGAAGAGUGGGGUAA
Molecule: messenger RNA, 4106 nt
Organism: Lampris incognitus (smalleye Pacific opah)
Lineage: Eukaryota; Metazoa; Chordata; Actinopteri; Lampriformes; Lampridae
Gene: znf280d
Product: zinc finger protein 280D
Exons: 18
Coding region: 17-2608 (863 amino acids)
Biological process (GO): regulation of DNA-templated transcription
Molecular function (GO): RNA polymerase II cis-regulatory region sequence-specific DNA binding; DNA-binding transcription factor activity, RNA polymerase II-specific
Source: RefSeq, a predicted model, not a curated record